AUGAUCUCCUCGGUUCUCCUUGUUUUCGCACUUUCACUCUUUGCUUCCACCAACGCCGCCGCCGCCGUCACGAACGCGAAACGAGCAAUCACACCUCUUCCUGCAAAUGGAAAGUUUGACUACCAGAUCGGUGGUGCAUACACGCCCGAUUCCGACGUCAAGGUAGUCACCAGGGAUCGUACCGAAAGUCCAGCGCAGGGAAAGUACAACAUCUGCUAUGUGAACGCUUUCCAGACACAACCAGACGAAAAAGCUUUCUGGCAGUCAUCCGAGCGGGAUCAUCUCCUUCUCCGCAACGCGAAUGGCGAAUACUUCGUUGACCCAGAAUGGCCAGACGAAUUCCUUCUAGACACGUCAAAAGACCAAAAUCGCCAAGAGAUUGCAGCCGUUAUCAAUGGAUGGAUUUCUGAUUGCAAGCAGAAAGGGUUUAACGCCAUCGAAGCUGACAAUUUGGACACUUUCUCCCGGUCUAAGGGACUUCUCACAGUCGAUAACAACCUUCAGCUCGCCAAGAUCCUUACGGACCAUGCCCACUCUCUUGACAUGGCCUUUGGCCAGAAGAACGCGGGAGAGGUGGCUGCGAGGGCGAAGAAGGAAGCCGGGUUUGAUUUCGCUGUCGUGGAACAGUGCCAAGAGUUUGAAGAAUGUGAUACCUACACGGAUGUGUAUGGAAAUCAGAUGUUGGAGAUUGAAUACUACAACGAGGACUUACCGGAGAAUGGGCUGGAGAACUUCAAGGAUGCUUGUCAGGCGAGGGGUAACCAGAUCUCAAUCAUCUUUCGAGAUGUGGAAGUUAGGCCUCCUGGGUCAGAAGACCGGGUAUAUCAAGAAUGUUAG
Marasmius oreades (fairy-ring Marasmius) is the source of this 837-nucleotide messenger RNA. RefSeq lists its product as uncharacterized. Lineage: Eukaryota; Fungi; Basidiomycota; Agaricomycetes; Agaricales; Marasmiaceae. The record is from RefSeq and is a predicted model, not a curated record. The transcript has 2 exons. The coding region runs from base 1 to 837 and encodes 278 amino acids.